AUGGCUGAAACGCUCAAUCGUUUAUGCUGCUAUGUUAUUCGAGAUGACUUUGGGCCAAUCGUCGAACAAGUCGCAAAAGUUCUUUUACAAAAAGGCCGACUUACUUUACCAGUAAUCGCCAAACUAUCAAAAUUUGCCUUAGCAAAGACUCGAGAAU
Messenger RNA from Racocetra persica, 157 nucleotides. The record is from the annotation of a GenBank genome assembly. Lineage: Eukaryota; Fungi; Glomeromycota; Glomeromycetes; Diversisporales; Gigasporaceae.